AUGGCAUCUCUCAAGACUCUUCUCUUCGGCCUCUUCGCUACCACGGCUUUGGCGAUGCCUUCUGGCCCUCGGUUCACCAAGAGGCAACUUCAGUAUCACGAUUUGUCCAAGCGCCAGAAUGAUGCUGCUGCUGCUGCUGGCCUCAGUGACUUGGAUAUCCUCCAGUUCGCCCUGACACUGGAGCAUCUUGAAGACACCUUCUACCGCGAGGCUUUCUUAACUCUCUCCGACGAAGCUUUCGCCCCUCUCGGUCUCUCAACGCAAACCCUUGACGACAUCAAGGCCAUUGGCAAAACCGAGGCUUCUCACGUAGUCCUCCUUCAGUCUGCCCUCGCAGGUAAUGGCAUCACACCUGUCCAAGAGUGCAAAUACGACUUCAAAGGCGCAACAGCCGACCCAGCCGCCAUGGUUGCAACAGCUGCUAUCCUCGAGAGUGUAGGUGUCUCGGCCUACCUGGGUGCAGCGCCACUGCUAUCUGACCCUGCUAUCCUCGGCACCGCUGGCGCAAUUCUCACUGUCGAAGCACGACAUCAAACCGCCAUCAGGAUAUUUUCUCAGGCAAAGGCAGUUCCUCAGCCUCUCGAUACCGCCCUUGGACCUAGGGCAGUCUUCUCACUCGCCGCACCUUUCAUCACGGAAUGCCCUGAGGGUUCUAACCUCAAGAUCGAAGCAUUCCCUACUCUCGCUAUGGCCGAGGGCCAGGACGUCAAGGCUGUAGCCAUUGGAGCUAAAGUGAAGCUCGCCUCCGAAGCUGCCGCUGGAGCGACGCACUGUGGUUUCACUUCUGGAGGUCAGCUUCCCGGUGGAACCAAAUUCACUCCCUUCACCGAGGGAGAGGGCUGUGAAGUUCCUCAAGGAGCUGCGGGUGUUGUCUACCUGACCUUGACCAGUGCUGGACCUUUGGAGGGCGUUUUGUCAGAUGACAUUACUGUGGCUGGGCCUAUGGUACUGACCCUUUCUUAA
This is a messenger RNA of Fusarium tjaetaba, 963 nucleotides long. RefSeq names its product stress response rds1p. The coding region runs from base 1 to 963 and encodes 320 amino acids. NCBI's taxonomy places the organism in Eukaryota, Fungi, Ascomycota, Sordariomycetes, Hypocreales, Nectriaceae. The transcript has 2 exons. The record is from RefSeq and is a predicted model, not a curated record.